Molecule: messenger RNA, 3222 nt
Organism: Sapajus apella (tufted capuchin)
Lineage: Eukaryota; Metazoa; Chordata; Mammalia; Primates; Cebidae
Gene: LRRC28
Product: leucine rich repeat containing 28
Exons: 10
Coding region: 270-1373 (367 amino acids)
Molecular function (GO): protein binding
Source: RefSeq, a predicted model, not a curated record
CCCGCUCCCUCUUCCCCAGUUCCCUGUAGCGCGGGUUCCGCUCCGCCCCCGGGGCCCCGCCCCGCCACCCCCGCCGCCCGGCGCUCCGCCCCGCCCCCGCCCGGCUCCCUGCCCCGCCCGGCUCCCUGCCCCGCCCGCCCGCCCGCCGUCUCCGGCUUGCCUUCCAGCGCCGCUUGCGCUCCGGAGCGCUGGCUCUGCCGGCGCUGAGAAAUGGACCAAUUUUGACAAGAUGUAAUGCUACAAGCCUGCCUGAUGGGAUAUAUUCAGUCAUGGCAUCUGAACUUUGUAAGACGAUCUCUGUGGCAAGGCUGGAAAAGCACAAGAAUUUGUUCUUAAAUUAUAGGAAUCUGCACCAUUUUCCAUUGGAGUUACUGAAAGAUGAGGGACUGCAGUACUUGGAGAGACUCUAUAUGAAAAGGAACUCCCUGACAACCUUGCCAGAAAACCUUGCUCAGAAGCUUCCAAACCUUGUGGAACUAUACCUGCACUCAAAUAACAUAGUUGUGGUACCAGAAGCCAUUGGGUCCCUUGUAAAACUCCAAUGUCUGGAUCUUAGUGACAAUGCCUUAGAAAUUGUUUGCCCAGAAAUUGGUCGUCUGCGAGCUUUACGUCAUCUUCGAUUGGCUAAUAACCAGCUGCAAUUCCUACCUCCAGAGGUUGGCGAUUUGAAGGAGCUGCAGACACUAGACAUUUCUACCAAUCGUUUGCUAACUUUACCCGAGAGGCUUCACAUGUGCCUUUCUCUGCAGUACCUCACUGUGGACCGAAAUCGUCUAUGGUAUGUGCCGCGCCAUCUCUGCCAGCUGCCCAGCCUCAAUGAGCUCUCCAUGGCUGGAAACCGUCUUGCAUUUUUGCCACUUGAUUUAGGUCGAUCUCGAGAACUACAAUAUGUAUACGUGGAUAACAACAUAAACCUGAAAGGCUUGCCAUCUUAUCUGUACAAUAAAGUCAUCGGGUGCAGUGGCUGUGGUGCUCCCAUUCAAGUUUCCGAGGUGAAGCUGCUUUCCUUUUCAUCAGGGCCUCGAACCGUUUUCCUCCCAGCCGAGGUGAAGGCCAUAGGGACAGAGCAUGAUCACGUCCUCCCUCUGCAGGAAUUGGCCAUGAGAAGUCUGUAUCAUACCUACCACAGCUUUCUGAAAGAUUUGAACUUUCUGUCUCCAAUCUCAUUACCCAGAAGUCUCCUGGAGCUGCUGCACUGCCCUCUGGGGCACUGUCAUCGGUGUAGUGAGCCUAUGUUUACCAUCGUCUACCCGAAGCUCUUUCCCUUGAGAGAGACACCAAUGGCAGGGCUGCACCAGGGGAGGACAACUGUUAGUUUUGUGGCUUACUGCUGCUCCACCCAGUGUCUGCAGACUUUUGACCUGCUGAGUUGAUAAACACUCAGGAGCCUCAGGAGCAUUGCCAGCAUGACGCUGGGGAAUGCGGCCAGUCCAGAACAGACUCUUCCAUCCUGUCCUGUCCAAGGCGGGGCACUGCGGAACUCUGGAAAUGUCAUGAUCGGGCUUCAGAGCUAAAAUGCCUCACCCUUCCCCCAAGUUGGAAUAUAUCCUCCCCCAAAUUAAGGACCCGUUUGUCUCUCUGUUUUUCCUUUUUGUGAGUGUGUCUUUUACACAAACUGUUUAUAGAUUGAUGGGCCUCCCCAAAUCUAAUUUAAAGCAAGUUUCAGGUCCCUGGAGAACAGUGAUUUGAUCAUCUAACCAGAUUCCCUUUUGAACACAGGUACCUUCAGUGAUGCUUCCUCUCUUCUCCCUUGCUUUCCCCAGAGAGUGAUUUCCCUGAGAGCAUAUUCUGCACAGUGUCUCCAGUGGAAAUUUGUCAGUUUUUGAGGAGUUUCAGCAAACCCCAUGGCCUCAGUGGUCUUGAGUAGAAGGGUGGGGUGCCUCAGUUGGCGGCAAAGUGAGACUCCCAUGGAGGCUCAACGAGGAUCCCAGAGCACACACCCUCUGGAAAGUUCCAGCCUUGUUUGUAAGUUUUGCUAUGUAGCAAGAGACUUUUGUGAGGGAUUUUAAAAACAAAACUCUAGAUUGUAAUGAAAUGCACUCUUAUUUUUUAAAAAUGUUUACAGAAAAAAAGUUUAGAAAUUUUUAAAUUUUCUGAUAAGAUUUGUUUAUAUGAGAAGAAUUGGAGGAAUAUUUGAAGCUUUACAAGAUCUGAUCCUUUUCCUUUCUCGAUAUAAAGUUUCCAUACAAUGAGAAAGGGAGAGAAAACACACAUUGAAAUAAGACCUCAGUGUUCUUUUUUGAUGGGUUUAUGGUUAAAUUUAUACUGACUUUAAAAUAUUUUUUGUCACAUGUGAAAGGCUUCAGCUGCUUCCAUUACUAGUGUUUAACAAGGUGAUUCUAAAUACAGCCUGUGCACAUUUACUUAUUCACCUGAUGCAUGAGAUUAUCUUCAUUUUGACCCUAGUUUCUUAUAUACUUAACAUAUACUGCCCAGAUGCAACUGAGAACAUACAGGAAAAGCAGAUCCAAAUUCAGCCUUGGACUUCUGCAAAAGUCCAUAAACAGAAAGUCUGCGAGCCUCCACUCUGCCAGAAAGAACUGCUCUUCAUGAAUAAGUCACGUAUUUGCUCUUCCUUUCAAAGGAUGGCAUUUUAAUGUUGCUUUGCUGCCAGAUGUUCAUCUGGUUGCUGUGAAGUGAUUCUUUUUUUAAAAAUGUUUUUUAAUGAUGUAAGUUUUCUAAAAGGCAGGGCUGAAAGGAGAACCAAGAUUUGCUUGGUAGAAAAAUUAUUUUUUUUAAAUUUCAGAUUUAUGAAAAAUUUGGUUGAUGGAAUUUUUAUUAGCUGCCCUGACUUUAUAAUGCUAUGUUCUAACAGUGCCAAAAAUCCUACAUAGUUACUGACAAAUGUGUGAUCUUUUUACAGUCACACCACCUGCUGCCCGGAAAGCACACCAUCCACGUAGAAUGGAGAAGGCAGAAAGUUACCAUGUGUUCCCACUGUAUCUGCACUGUUCUUACUUCCUCUUGUUCCUUUUCAUAACUUGCUCUAUUCAGCCUUAACAUUUCAAAGGCUUAUAGUAAAAUAGGAACUGAAGAUCUCUAUCAAAAUGUAACACUUCUUUCAUCCUUUGGAAUAAUUGAAGUUUUAAGGUAACCUCUACAUGUAUAUAAGUAAGCAGGUGAAAAAUGUGGCAUGAAAUUUCACAAUUGUGCCUCAGGCCUAAGUGACUGCUACCUGUCAUUUAAGUGACAGUAAAUAUCUUGCUACAUUUUUCUAUUUCA